AUGAAAUAUAUUAUUGUGCUCAACAAUGGAUGGAAAACAAUCAAAUCUCUAAAAAAUGAAUCAUCUCUAUUGUCAAGUAUAUCUCAUCCGCGAUCUUGCUAUAUUAGUCGAAGUAUUCAUGCUCUUCAUGGAUUUCAUAAUUCAUUAGAAGAUAUAAAAUCUGGAAAAUCUCAAGAUCCUAAUUUAUUAAAAUUCAAGGAAACAUCUACUUCGAGUGUUAUACAUAUAUUUUAUAAUAAUGAUUCUAAAGAACCACAAGAAUGUAUUGAUUGGGAAAAAAUCAAGCAAAAAGACGAUUUAAUUAACCGGACAAUUUCAUUAAUAAAAAUUGGAGAUAUAUAA
Messenger RNA from Diversispora eburnea, 342 nucleotides. The record is from the annotation of a GenBank genome assembly. Lineage: Eukaryota; Fungi; Glomeromycota; Glomeromycetes; Diversisporales; Diversisporaceae.